Molecule: messenger RNA, 2335 nt
Organism: Eremomyces bilateralis CBS 781.70
Lineage: Eukaryota; Fungi; Ascomycota; Dothideomycetes; Eremomycetales; Eremomycetaceae
Product: pyruvate decarboxylase-like protein
Exons: 3
Coding region: 477-2213 (578 amino acids)
Molecular function (GO): thiamine pyrophosphate binding; carboxy-lyase activity; magnesium ion binding
Source: RefSeq, a predicted model, not a curated record
AUAUGAUGUCGCCCUUUGGAUUAUUGAGAUAAGUACCGGUACCAGUUGAUUGCUUAGAGACUAUACCAGACCGACUGAAGCGGUCGGAUAACACCUCUGUCUGGUCCACCUUGACCUCUGUUUGGUUACUAUCUCCUACUCUCGUGCCUUCCUUGUCGAAUGAUUCAUGAUGACGAAGCUGCACUCUCAGUACAGGUAUCCCUGUUCGGGCAGAAAGAACUGGUAAAGCAAGAGGUUUCACGAUUCCUACCAAGUCUCGACUCAGUGAAACCAGUUUGCUCCGCUGGAAUCCGCCCCACCAUUUCUGUAAUUCUCUCAUGUUGAUGACAUCGCGUUAGGAGCACGACAGGUGGUUGUCUAAUGUCAAUCGUGCCUUCUUUUCACGGCAUCCGAUUUCAUACUUCAACAAUUCCUUCAACACUUUCAAUCCCUUCCUCGCUGGACGCAUUGAAAGUAUAUUCGGUCACUCUACGAAAAUGGAAGAAUCGAAGCAGCCAAUUGAUGUUGGAGAGUACCUUUUCCGUCGCCUUCGUGAGGUCGGCGUCCAACAUAUUCAUGGCCUGCCUGGGGACUUCAAUCUCCAGGCGCUCGACUACAUUCCCAAGGUUGGACUAAAAUGGGUAGGCGACGCGAACGAGCUCAAUGCCGGGUAUUCGGCCGAUGGAUAUGCUCGAAUCAAAGGCAUUUCCGCCCUUGUCACAACCUUUGGCGUCGGUGAACUUAGUGCCAUCAAUGCCAUUGCGGGAAGUUUCGCCGAAUUUGUCCCAGUCGUACAUAUCGUGGGAUGUCCAUCCACGGUCUCGCAGCGGAAUGGCAUGCUUCUCCACCACACACUUGGCAACGGAGACUUCCGAGUGUUCUCAGAGAUUGGCAGGCAAAUCAGUUGUUCGACUGCCAUUCUCAGCCAUCCAGAACAGAUUGCCCAUCAAAUUGAUGAGGUUAUCAGAGAAUGUUACAUCCAAAGUCGGCCGGGCUAUAUCAUGCUCCCCACGGAUAUGGUACAGAAAAAGGUGGAGGGCGCGCGGUUGAAGACUCCACUGGACAUGACCUUCCCGCCGAAUAACCCCGAAGUCGAAGACUACUGCUUGAAUGCCAUCUGCAAACAUGUCGAGGCGGCGAAGACCCCAAUCAUCCUCGUUGACGCCUGUGCGAUCCGUCACCGAGCGCUGAAAGAAACUCACGACCUCAUCGCAGCCACUGGCCUGCCCACCUACGUAACGCCGAUGAGCAAAGGUGCAGUCGACGAGACAAUUCCAAACUACGGCGGGGUUUAUGCAGGUUCUGGGUCGUCGAAGGAGGUUCGCGAGAGGGUUGAGUCGGCCGACCUGGUAUUUACGAUCGGCUCCAUCCAAUCCGAUUUCAACACGACCGGUUUCACCUACCGCGUCUCUCAAUUGAACACCAUCGACUUCCAUUCCACAUACAUCCGCGUCAAGUACUCCGAAUAUCCUGGGCUGCGGAUGAACGGUGUGAUUUCCAAACUGGCGAAAAGAAUCCAGGAUGGCAAGCUCAAAAUCGCUUCUCCUGAGCCGCUGAAGGCCCCUGAUAACCAGUCCGUUGAAGGCGAGCUCCAAACCAAGGGCCAUGAUAUCACGCACGCAUAUCUCUGGCCACGGCUCGGUCGGUGGUUCCGUGAAGGGGACAUCAUCAUCACAGAAACUGGAACGGCCGAGUUUGGGAUCAUCACAACCCGAUUCCCGGCAAAGGCGAGAGCCAUCAACCAGGUGCUCUGGGGCUCGAUUGGAUACGCCACGGGCGCAUGCCAAGGUGCCGCUCUUGCGGCUAUAGACGAGGCUGCAGAGACGAAGAAGGAGCCGAGCCGAGUCGUGCUGUGGACGGGAGAAGGAAGCUUCCAACUUACGGCGCAGACGGUUAGCACGAUGCUUCGGAACAAUCUCACGCCGAUUAUCUUCGUCAUCAAUAACAACGGCUACACUAUCGAACGAUGGAUCCACGGCAUGGAAGCCGAUUACAAUGAUGUGCAGCCGUGGCGGUAUACACAGAUUCCGCAUGUCUUCGGCGCGAAAGAAGGUCAGGCGAAAUCGUACUCCGUGAGCACAAAGGAUGAGCUCGAAAAGCUUUUGGGGGAUGAACAGUUCAACACUGGAAAAUUCUUGCGCUUCGUGGAGGUCAUCAUGCCACUCAAAGAUGCCCCUGUUGGGCUAAAGUUGACGGCCGAAGCGAGUGCAAGGACCAAUACUAGGCUGGACUGAUUCAAAGCCUUCGGUUCACACCGUGAUCGAAGCCGUUGCUAAUGAAUGGCACCCUUGAGACUGGCGAAGAAAGUACGGCGAUGCGGCGGAGUCGGUGUGCUGUUCCUCGCGGCAUUUUGGAG